Schistosoma mattheei is the source of this 384-nucleotide messenger RNA. The record is from the annotation of a GenBank genome assembly. Lineage: Eukaryota; Metazoa; Platyhelminthes; Trematoda; Strigeidida; Schistosomatidae.
AUGACAGAAAUACUUGUCCGAACAGAGGCAAUAAGUAAACAAAAAGCAGUAGCACAGGAAAAACGUGCAGUUGAACUUAAUAAUAACUCCUCUGCACUCACCAUACUACUCCAAAAUAAACUUAAACGCUCUAAAUCGAGAGGGAGUAUAUUCAUUAAAGGCAAACAAGUAUACGAAGAUCCCAAACUUAUCACAGAAUUAUUUAGUGAACAUUUUUGUUUCUCACUAACUAACGAAAAACCAUUUAAUGAUUCAGAACCAAUCCCAGUAACUCCCUGUGAAAUUACUAAUGUAGAAUUCAGUGUACAAAAUAUCUCCAAGGCAAUCAGUACAUUGAAACACUCCUACACUGAUGGACCAGAUGGUAUCCAUCUAGCAUGCUAA